AUGGUACCACAAUUCGUCUUAUUGCAGCAAACUCUGGCUGUCUUACAAGAUAGAAACAUUCGUCCAGUGAGGCGAAGCCAUUCAGACGCUGACAAACAUCCACCAAUGGCUAUAUUCACUUUGAAAAGGAAUCCAAACACAGCGCAUCAAUUCUCAACUCCACAAAUGCUCAGGGAAAUCCUCAUCGUUUUAUCGCUAUUUUUUAUCAUCAAUGGUGCAUUGCUUGUAAUCUUCUACAAACUUCCAAAUAUGACCACUGUAAAUGCCAUUGUUGUCAAAACGGAUAGAUUUGCUGAUCUGCAUCAUGUCUUCACCUUCACCCAGUUUUUUCAGGAGAAUCGAUGUCUCAGAAUCAGAAUCGAUCGAUCCACUUUCCAAGCGUUAUCAUUGAACCGUUUCCUUGCUCUAUCAUUUGGUGGAAUGUACUAUCAUCGAAUGCGCAGAUAUCCAUGGCUUCAAGUCGCAAUUCCUUAUGUUCUUGGAUUCGUCUCGAAGAUGUGGAUUGCUGACAUUUUUAAUAUUCGUAUUACAAUUGUUUCAGCGACAAUCUCGCUUGAUUUUAUUCUCAUCUACAAGAUGAUUAGAUCAAAAAAAACCGUCAAUCAUGCUAGCGAACGUUUCCUCUUUGCUCAAAUCGUGGCCAACAAUUUACCAUUCACUUAUUGUUAUCUACUUGCUCCAUUCCUUUUCAUCACAAUUAUGCCAUGGGCUCCGAUGGUUUCCGAUUUCUUCUAUUACUUUGGAAAUCUGCUUUUAUACUCUGGGAGCCAACUCUAUCAGGGAAUCGUCACCAUUUACCUACUGCGCAAAGACGAACGAAAAAACAUAAUUCGAAACUUCAGCAAUCAAUCUGGGGGUGCGAUUCACUCAAUAAUGGGCAGAAUCUCAUCAGCGGUAAGA
This is a messenger RNA of Mesorhabditis belari, 900 nucleotides long. NCBI's taxonomy places the organism in Eukaryota, Metazoa, Nematoda, Chromadorea, Rhabditida, Rhabditidae. The record is from the annotation of a GenBank genome assembly.